This is a messenger RNA of Drosophila guanche, 1437 nucleotides long. It is a transcript of the gene Gr8a, whose product is annotated as gustatory receptor 8a. NCBI's taxonomy places the organism in Eukaryota, Metazoa, Arthropoda, Insecta, Diptera, Drosophilidae. Gene Ontology annotation, biological process: sensory perception of taste. The record is from RefSeq and is a predicted model, not a curated record. Gene Ontology annotation, cellular component: membrane. The transcript is spliced from 4 exons. Bases 107 to 1288 code for a protein of 393 amino acids.
GCCUCUAGCCAGGAGGGUAUCGCCCAAUCAGCAGUCGCCAUCAUCCAUUGCAGGGAUAAGCGCACUUAGCGCCAGAGAGCAGUGACUGUCUGCAGGCCAGUUCACGAUGAGCGGCCGUUUGGGCCAUGUCCUGCACUUUCAUCUGCGGGUCUAUCAGGUGCUCGGCUUUCAUGGCCUGCCCCUGCCAGGGGAUGAGCGGCCGCGCAGAACGCGCCAGCUGCUGCGAGCCUGGAGCCUGUUCCUGCUGCUGGCGCUGAGUGGCAUGGUGACCGUGUGCCUGACCAGCAAUCUCCACUUUCUCUACAGAGGCGACAUGUUCGGCUUUGUGAACGAUGCUCUGAAGUACUUAUUCAGCGAAGUCGCACUGCUGUCCAUCUAUGCGGAGACAAUGGCCAGCCAGCGGGCCCUGGCACGCUUCUGGUGGCUCCAUGGGAAGCUCACCAGGCAGCAGCAGCAACACCUCGGCUGUCGGCUGUCUCGUCCAGCCUCCUUGCGCAGCGAACUGCUUCAGCAUCGACGCUACCUGAUCUCGCUGUACGGCAUCCUGGCGACGGAGAUACUCCUCAACAUUUGGCUGUGGCGGGUGCAGCCCUACAACAUCCAUUUGACACUCUUCUGGAGCACCUUUGAGCCGCUCGUCUUUCUCAUGUACCUGCGGAAUGUGCAGUUUGUGCUGCACAUGGAGCUGCUGCGCCAGCAGUUGGUCCAACUCGAGCGGGAGCUGUGCCUGCUGGCCGAAUACUCGCGAUUUGCCAGCGAAACGGGUCGCAGCUUCAAGGACUUUGGGCCCUUCCUGCGACGCCAACUGCUGCAGAAGCAGUGCGUCUACAACGAUGUGCACGAGAUGUACAGCUGCUUCCAGCGGGCCUUUUGCUACUCCAUCCUGACCGUUCUGCUCUCGAUCUAUGUGAGGGUUGCAGUCGAUUGCUACUUCAUGUACUACACAAUCUACAUAGAAAUAGCUAAUUUGGACUACUCGCUGAUAUUUCCCGCCUUGAUUGAGAUACCCGCCUUCAUCUAUGCCUCGCAGAGCUGCAUGGUGAUGUUGCCACGAAUAGCCCAUCAGCUGCACAAUAUUGUCACGGACACGGGCUGCUGCAGCUUUCCAGAACUCUCCCUGCAGAUUCAAAACUUUUCUUUGCAAAUCCUUCAUCAGCCGUUGCGCAUCAAUUGCCUGGGCAUCACCAUUCUGGACUGUUGUCUGCUCACGCGGAUUGCCUGCUCGGUGGGCACCUACAUCAUAUACACCAUUCAGUUUAUACCAAAGUUGAGCAAUCAAUAUUGGUAGCCUCCACACACUUGUAGCACAAGUGGAACUGGAACUAUUUUUUUUUAUUUUUCGAAGCUAAAACCUUUGUAAGACUUUUAGCAAAAAAUAUAUUUCAUUUGUUGUAGUUCCAUUGGACACGAAAGUAAACAAUUGUUAAAUUUAAACGA